Messenger RNA from Capsicum annuum, 2675 nucleotides. RefSeq names its product serine/threonine-protein kinase Nek6. The transcript is spliced from 13 exons. Gene Ontology annotation, molecular function: protein kinase activity; ATP binding. Gene Ontology annotation, biological process: protein phosphorylation. Bases 381 to 2354 code for a protein of 657 amino acids. Lineage: Eukaryota; Viridiplantae; Streptophyta; Magnoliopsida; Solanales; Solanaceae. The record is from RefSeq and is a predicted model, not a curated record.
AAACCAAUUCAUAUUUGGGUCAUGGCACGUAAUUUCCUGGUUUUCUUCCAUCUGGGCCCUUUUCUUGUCUCUCUCUCACACGCGUACACACAGACACAUAGUUGUUGCAGCUUAACAUCAUUGUAGCCUCCUUAGCUUUAUGCAAAAACUCGCUACAGCUCUCUUUUUUACUUCAAUAAUCUCAAACAACCCAACUUUGAUUUCAGCUGGGGGCAAGACCAGAUAUUUUCUUUUGCUUUUGAAGAAUUUCAACAGUUGACCCUCAAGGAUUUGCCUUAUUUUGAGUUGGGUGAGUUGAAGAACCCGUUCAAUCAGCAAAAGAUUGUAUAUUUGUUUGUAUUUCAUUGAUCCUUCUGAGUUUUUGGGCUUUCGAGGGUAGAAUGGAGACACAUAAUGGUGAUAGUGUUCGCAAGUCAAAGACAGAUGAUUAUGAAAUGUUAGAGCAAAUUGGACGAGGCGCUUUUGGAACAACAUAUCUUGUUUUUCAUACAAGCGAGAAGAAGAAGUAUGUUCUGAAGAAGAUACCUUUAGCAAAGCAGACAGAGAAGUUCAAACGUACUGCACAUCAAGAGAUGAAUCUGGUAGCUAAGCUAAGUCAUCCAUAUAUUGUGGAGUACAAGGAUGCAUGGGUCGACAAGGGGAACUGGAUAUGCAUUGUUACCAACUAUUGUGAAGGUGGAGAUAUGGCAAAGAUCACAAGGAAGUCUAGAGCAGCUCUCUUCCCAGAAGAGAAACUCUGCAAAUGGUUGACCCAGCUAUUACUGGCGCUGGAUUAUCUGCACUCCAACCGUGUUCUACACAGAGACGUGAAGUUAUCUAACAUUUUUGUCACAAAGGACAAUGACAUCCGGCUAGGUGAUUUUGGAUUAGCAAAACUUUUAGAUGGAGAAGGCCUUGCUUCCUCGGUUGUUGGUACUCCAAACUAUAUGUGUCCUGAACUCCUUGCUGAUAUACCGUAUGGCUACAAAUCUGACAUAUGGUCUCUCGGAUGCUGCAUGUUUGAGAUUGCUGCACACCAAGCACCAUUUAGAGCUCCAGACACAACGGGGCUAAUCAAUAAAAUAAACAGGGGUUCUUUGUCACCACUUCCAAUUGUAUAUUCCUCCAACUUGAAACAGAUUAUCAAAAGCAUGCUAAGGAAAAGCCCUGAACACAGACCAACAACUGCGGAAUUGUUAAGGCAUCAACAUUUGCAACCAUACCUCCUUCGCUGCUGCAAUCCUUCAUCUGCUUUUCUUCCAGUGAAGUCCCCAAACAGCCCAAAGGAAAAAACAAAGCGAUCACCUGGAAAAUCUGGCAGUCCUAGAUUCAUAAGAGACAGACCUCUAAGACUAAAAGAGAAGUGUCCUGUUUUUCACUUUGAUGAAAGUGACAAACCUCUUAGGCUUAAAGAGAAGGGUCCUGUUUUUUACUUUGAUGAAAGGGACAACAUUCGGCCACAAAAUUUAUCAGACAACUAUGAUACAUUUAAAGCCAAACUCGAGACUAAGAGAGUUGAUCCCACUAGCUACUCAGCAAAGAUAUUUGAAGAUGGCAUGGAUUCGAAAGGCUUUGAGGCAGAAGCUAUUUGCAAUGGAGGCGAUCAAUCCGAUCCUCUAUUUAAAAAAGGUAGUACAAAUAUACCGAACUCUUCAAGAUUCAUGGCAAACAUUCACUCUCAGGAGCAAGAGCAAGUUUCUGUUGAGCACGUUCAACAAUCUGAAGAAGAUGGGAUGGAGAGUGACAAAACAAUAUACCUUGGGGUGUUGAGCACUCCAAGUGGCAGUGGAGAAGCAGACUUGAAUGAACUAGAAUGUAUUUCCGCAAAGCCUAGUAGAAUGAUUUUGUCUAGUGGAAACUCCAGUGAGAAAAGACAGUCGUUUGAUGAAGAAAGCACUUCGUCGACUACACGACCUGCAAAAUCUGAUCCUGAUGCUGAACUAAGGUGUCAUGCAUCUGAAUGUGAAAAUGUUAGCGAGUUUAAUGAAGUUGCUGUUGACUGCAUUGCUUCUGAAAGAAAUAGAUUAAGCCCACUUACUGAUGAGGUAGAAAAGAAUGCAGAUAUGGUUGAAGCUGCUAAACAGACCGAUAAAGAUGCUCGUCAAGCACUAGAUGAUGGGGUUUCACUGCUUAAGGCACUAGCUACCUUAGCUGGUGAUGGGCACAAGAACGACUGGGAAAAUCCCACUCAAGAAAGAGCUGAAGCUCUGGAAUCCCUUUUAGAGGUUUGUGCACGACUACUCAAGCAGGAAAAAAUUGAUGAGCUUGCUGGUGUGCUGAAACCAUUUGGCGAUGAUGCAGUUUCAUCCAGAGAAACGGCAAUAUGGUUGACAAAAAGCCUCAUGAGUGCACAAAAAUUGGCCAAGGGGUCGUGAUUUUGUGAUGGCAGCUUUCCCUUCACUGGAAUAUUACUGUACAGGGAUUUGUUUGCUUUCUGUGGGUUGAAAUAGAUGUCAAGCUUGACUGUUGUUUGAUUACCUUCUAAAUGAUUUGAUUUAUGGGAAAGCUUACUUUGAUGUUAUUUUUCAUCAAAAGGAGCUUCUCUGGUGUGUACAUGAGUGCAAACUAAGUUAUUGUUGGAGGCUUGUUGGAUUGUGGUUUCCUUAGUUUGUGUGUAUAAUUGUAGGCCAUCUGAUGAAAUUGUGAAGAUCUUAAAUUACUCAAGCUUAGUUUGCUAAUGUUUUCAGUUUUGGGUU